Messenger RNA from Cydia strobilella, 656 nucleotides. RefSeq names its product RING-box protein 1A (gene Roc1a). The transcript has 5 exons. Bases 128 to 469 code for a protein of 113 amino acids. Gene Ontology annotation, molecular function: cullin family protein binding; ubiquitin protein ligase activity; zinc ion binding. Gene Ontology annotation, cellular component: nucleus; cullin-RING ubiquitin ligase complex. NCBI's taxonomy places the organism in Eukaryota, Metazoa, Arthropoda, Insecta, Lepidoptera, Tortricidae. Gene Ontology annotation, biological process: ubiquitin-dependent protein catabolic process; protein ubiquitination. The record is from RefSeq and is a predicted model, not a curated record.
CGAACGAAAAGGCCGAAAAGCCUCAGCCUCAAACAACCUAGCAAGACAACCCUACCGACGUCAAACACAAAUUGUUGUUCAGUUUUUAUUCAUUAUUUCAAAGUUAAGAAGGUAUUUAUAAAAUAGAAUGGCUUCCGCAAUGGAUGUCGACGAAGAGGAAGUAGAGAUGGCUUCGUCCAGUAGUGGCAAAGGCGACAAAAAGCGUUUCGAAGUCAAAAAGUGGAACGCAGUUGCCUUGUGGGCUUGGGAUAUUGUGGUGGAUAACUGCGCUAUCUGCCGCAAUCACAUUAUGGAUCUAUGCAUUGAAUGUCAGGCUAACCAGGCAUCAGCCACUAGUGAAGAGUGCACAGUAGCUUGGGGAGUCUGUAAUCAUGCCUUCCAUUUUCACUGCAUUUCGCGUUGGCUGAAAACCCGGCAAGUGUGUCCUCUAGACAACAGAGAAUGGGAGUUCCAAAAGUACGGACAUUAGAUCUCGGCUGGCGAUGGCGGGCCAAGACCACAGACCUCCAUGUGUAUUAAAGUUGGGUUUAUGUCAAUAUUUCAUUAAGAAUUCAAUAAAUUCACUAAUAUUACAAUAUUUUGAUUAUUAAUUCUUGGUAUCUUGUAAACUUUUAAUUUCUAUUUGUAAUAAAAAUUGGAAAACAUUAUUAAACUAA